AUGCGAAUGUCCUCCACAUUCUCCCGCACACUCCUCCCUCUCACGCUCUCUCUCAAUCUCAACCCAUCCAUCGCAGCCCGCGCAGCAACACACCUCUCAGCGCAUUCCAGAACUCUUGCAUUCUCACCCCCCAUCUUCCACCUCCAGUGCCCGACAUCUCUCCACUCAUACUCGACCAUGUCCGAAAAAUCAAACGCAAAAACUCAACCCCAACAACAAACCCAAGGCCAAGAGCAGCUGCAAGAGCAGCAGCAGCAGCAGCAGCAACCCUACCUGGCCCUCCCCGAAUCCAGCUCCUCCGGUACAAACCAACUCGAUCUCAGCCAGCCGAGCUCAACGGUGACUCUGGACCACCUGGGGCCUAUGGUGGUGAAUACGGACGGGACGCUCUCGCGGAUCGCGAACUGGGAAGGGAUGACAGAGAUUGAGAGGAAGACUACGCUGCGGGUGCUGGGGAAGAGGAAUAAGCAGAGGUUGGAGGCGUUGAAGGCUGCUGGUGUUGGUGUUGAUGGGCAGGCGUCAUAG
Aspergillus chevalieri is the source of this 525-nucleotide messenger RNA. RefSeq lists its product as uncharacterized. NCBI's taxonomy places the organism in Eukaryota, Fungi, Ascomycota, Eurotiomycetes, Eurotiales, Aspergillaceae. The coding region runs from base 1 to 525 and encodes 174 amino acids. The record is from RefSeq and is a predicted model, not a curated record. The transcript has a single exon.